GCUGCGGAGCGCCAAGCACGGGUUCGGGCAGCUGGGAGCGGCUGCAGCAUUGGCAGCGACCCGGUUUCUUUCGUCGCUCUCCUGCGCGCCAGCAGCCCGGCUGGCUGUCACCGCCGAGGUCAGGCGAGAUGGGGCCCCUCAAGGAAAGCUGCAAGAAGGAUCACAAAAUGCAGGACAAGGAGUUUUGCCGCAGCCGGAUUCCUCGCCUGGUACUUCGGCCUCAUCUCUCCCAGCAACAUUUCCAAUACCAGAAGGUGUCUCCAGCAUCUGAAUCCCCCUUUUCUGAAGAGGAAAGCAAAGAAUUCAACCCUUUAAGCUCAUCUGGAGGGUCUGCCAGGACAAUCAGCAGCAACAGUUUUUGCUCAGGUAUUAAAGAAAGAAUGUACAUCAGUUAGGAUAAAAUGGC
Molecule: messenger RNA, 406 nt
Organism: Thamnophis sirtalis
Lineage: Eukaryota; Metazoa; Chordata; Lepidosauria; Squamata; Natricidae
Source: RefSeq, a predicted model, not a curated record